AUGAAGGCGGGAGUGGCGCUGAAGCCGGGGACUCCUCUUGCUGCUGCUGCUGCUCUCAUUGAGCAGCAGCAAAUCGACAAUUUGCUGCUGAUGACUGUAGAGCCCGGACUUGGGGGACAAACUUUUCUUAAAGAUCAAAUCCACAAAAUAAAAGCUGCCAGGCAACUCGCCCCCAACCUCAACAUCCAGGUGGAUGGCGGGCUAAAUGCGGAGACAGUCAAACUGGCGGCAGAGGCGGGAGCAAAUGUAAUUGUGGCAGGUACAAGUUUAUACAAGGCGGAGUCCCCAAGAGCUCUGAUGAACUAUAUGAGAGAAGUGAUAAUUGCUGCGCAGAAGCAGCAGCAGCAGCAGCAGCAAGAAGGAAAACGAGUGGAAAGCUAA
This is a messenger RNA of Eimeria tenella, 381 nucleotides long. Its product is annotated as ribulose-phosphate 3-epimerase, putative. Gene Ontology annotation, cellular component: cytosol. The record is from RefSeq and is a predicted model, not a curated record. Gene Ontology annotation, molecular function: D-ribulose-phosphate 3-epimerase activity; metal ion binding. Bases 1 to 381 code for a protein of 126 amino acids. NCBI's taxonomy places the organism in Eukaryota, Apicomplexa, Conoidasida, Eucoccidiorida, Eimeriidae. Gene Ontology annotation, biological process: pentose-phosphate shunt, non-oxidative branch; carbohydrate metabolic process. The transcript has 4 exons.